GAUAUGUGCACUCGACUCACAUUCACACACGGUUUUGAAUAGACCGGUGCUCCCGGCGAUGCUCAUAAUAAUCAUUAUAGUCAAACUAUGUACUCGGCCUCAGUCAAUGUCGCGGCCGCAUUAAUUGGUAGUUGAGAAAUUACGCGAGCUGUUCGUUUAUUUAAUUUGGAGGCUAACAAUUCGUUUUCAUAUAGUUUGCGGUAUUUGUAGUUGCUGCUUGAGGAAGGAAUCAUGAAGUAUAUCGUGGCUAUAUUGUGUGUUUUGUCCUCGGUUUUGUUGAACAUCCCUUCCAAUUCAGCAUUGUCAGAGAAACCAAAUGUGUUAUUCAUCGUGAUUGAUGACUUACGGGCCUCCCUUGAGAGCUAUGGAGGUCCAAUCAUAUCGCCAUACAUCACUGAACUUGCUUCGCGAUCGGCUCUCUUUAGCAACGCCAAAGUGCAACAAUCUGUAUGUGCUCCCAGUCGCGUAUCCUUCUUGACGGGGCGACGCCCAGACACCACUCGGCUCUACGAUUUCGGGUCGUACUGGAGGACGCAUGCAGGGAAUUACACGACAUUACCGCAACACUUCAAAGAUAAUGGGUACUUCACCGCAUCAGUCGGAAAGGUUUUUCAUCCAGGUACUACGAGUGGUGGUAAUGAUGAUUAUCCCUAUAGCUGGUCGAUUCAACCUUACCAUCCGCCGACAGAGAAGUACAAAGGUGCUAAGGUGUGUCCCAAUUUGGAUGGCACGCUUCACAACAAUGUCAUGUGUCCAGUCAAUGUGAGUGCCAUGCCACUUCAGUCCCUGCCAGACAUCCAGUCUCUAGAAUAUUCAUCGUCGAUCCUGAAGAACCUAUCCGUAGCUUCACAUCCGACGAACGCGCCCGGCAGGCCGGAUAAGACCGGUCGGUCCCCAAGGGAUCAGGACAUGCAACCGCCGUUUUUCUUGGCGGUAGGAAUUCACAAGCCGCAUAUUCCGUGGAAGUACCCGGAGGAAUUCAAAUCGCUGUACCCGAUCGAGUCGAUUACCAUCGCUUCCAAUCCUUCCCGGUCCCCCACCCAGCCGGCUGUUGCCUACGAGGACUAUUACACGUUGAGAAAGAGGGAUGAUAUAAACGCUUUGAAUAUGAGCUUCCCCAAUGGGACGAUUCCUCUUCAAUUCCAUGCUCCGAUGAGACAAAGUUACUACGCUGCUGCAACCUACACAGAUUUCCUGGUUGGAAAACUCCUUCAGACCCUGAAUGAAACUGGCUUCUCAAACAACACCAUCGUCGUUCUCUUCGGGGAUCAUGGAUGGCAAUUAGGCGAGCAUGCAGAAUGGUGCAAGUACUCAAACUAUGAACUAGCAACGAGGGUUCCUUUGAUCGUUCACGUUCCUGGUCUUACAGACAAACCAAAGUCCUCAUCACCAAACUCGCAUCAAAGUGCUCAAAAGAUGAAAGCCAGUGUGGGAACCAACGCUGACAGUGGCAUGGUUGUCACUGAGUUUGUGGAGAUUGUUGAUCUGUUUCCCACGCUGUCUGAUCUCGCUGGCAUUGAGGUUCCACCUACAUGCCCACCGGACCCUUUCAACGUGACCUUAUGUUCUGAAGGGUACAGUUUCGCCCCUCUCCUGGAGGCAGACUCAAAUGCAAUUCUUUCGGGAAAUGCCACAAAGAAGCUAACUUCCAAGCGGUACAGCCGAUGGAAGAAUGCCACGUACAGUCAGUACCCACGUCCAGGGGUGACCCCGACUAGACAAACAGAUCUACCACGUCUCAAGUUCAUAACGGUCAUGGGGUAUUCCAUGCGUACUAAAGAUCACCAUUACACGGAGUGGAUAGGUUUCAAUCAUACAACCUUCAAAGGUAAUUGGACCGAUGUCAAGGCAAGGGAACUGUAUAUUAAUGACAAAGACUAUGAUCAAAACCACAAUGUGGCUGAUGAUCCACAGUUCAAGGAUAUCGUCCAGGAGCUUAGUGUUCAAUUGAAGAUGGGAUGGCGCCAAAGCUUACCAGUCCCUGAAUAAAGUCGAGUAGGAUAUGCCUCAUCCUUCCAAUAAUAACAUCAGUGAACAAUAAAGCAAUUAGCAAACAAGAUUGAAAGAUUGAUAAAUGUUGGGAUGACCCUUUUCCAGUAAACAAACUGAUAUGCUGGCAACUCAUGAUUGGAAUACGUAGUUGAGGUGAAAUCGAGUCUCUGGUUUACAAUCAAAGUGCAUCAGGGCCCCGUUGCGUAAAAGUUACUAUUACAGUAACAGUGCCAUCCAAUGUUAACUUCCCUGAAAUCCUUGAUUCUGGUUGGCUGAUUAGCAGUGUUACCAUUGGACAGCAAGUAACUUUACACAACAGUACAGGGUCCAAGCAGGUAGCUCAGAUGGCAGACCAAGGUGCAAAUGGUAAUGAUGAUGAGUUUGAAGGCCUACCUGAUUGCUAUUAAAGAAAACAUGAAUGCUUGUUAGCAAGCAACCAGAGAACCAAAGUCUUUCAGGUCCUCUCUGAGGGACCUGGUAAUGUGGAAAAAUGCCUUACCAAAGCAAAGGGCAUCAGCACACCUGGGUCGACGGAACCCGAAACUCCUGCUCUAUACAAAUUUAGGUAUCAUGACUCCUUGAAUUCUAUCAUUUGCUUUCAUAAAUUUAUGAUUUAUUGUAGCAUUUCAAAUAUAAAACGUUAUAAAACACUGACCUUUAAUUAACAUUGAAAUUUUUUGUUAGGUAUAAACAAAAGAGAAAGACAAAGAGGCUGAUACUACAAUGGGCUUACAUUUAUGUGGUCUACAUUGAAGUCGGUGUACUUCUCAGUUUAAUAAUAUUGUACUAAAACCAUUUGGUCUUGUCAACACCUGGGCCCCGUCUUACAAAGAGUCACGAUCGAUCCAAUCAAUCAUAACUCUAUAGAAAUCCAUCAGUGUCAUAA
This is a messenger RNA of Lytechinus variegatus (green sea urchin), 2878 nucleotides long. Its product is annotated as iduronate 2-sulfatase-like. Gene Ontology annotation, molecular function: iduronate-2-sulfatase activity. Bases 232 to 1989 code for a protein of 585 amino acids. The record is from RefSeq and is a predicted model, not a curated record. The transcript has 7 exons. Lineage: Eukaryota; Metazoa; Echinodermata; Echinoidea; Temnopleuroida; Toxopneustidae.